Trichomonas vaginalis G3 is the source of this 411-nucleotide messenger RNA. RefSeq names its product organellar and viral DNA polymerase type B. The record is from RefSeq and is a predicted model, not a curated record. The transcript has a single exon. The coding region runs from base 1 to 411 and encodes 136 amino acids. NCBI's taxonomy places the organism in Eukaryota, Parabasalia, Trichomonadida, Trichomonadidae.
AUGAUAUCGGUAAAAUUCUAUGGAACUGCAGCAUAUCUUAUAGACAAAAGUCUUAUACCAAUAGUUUUGUUAUGGUUAGACCCAGUUGUUGGAUAUAACUUCAUAACAUAUGGUUCAUUCAAUACGGAACGUUGCAGUGAAGGCUUACUUUACAUCGUUCAGAAACCGAAGGACUUCAAUACAAAAAGAUAUAAGAUAGGAAGAACAUAUAAUAUAACUCUAAGAUAUGACAGUUCAGUCAAUAGAGUCAAGGUUGUGUUGGUUAAUGAUAUGAGAGCUGCAGAAACAGAACUACUUGAAAAGUUUGAGAAAAUGUAUGGUGCUCCCAUAAAAGGUAAAGAAACGUUUGAAGUAGAUGAGAUAGAUAAAGCUAUAAAAUUAUUUGACGAAGUUGCUGAAAAAUACAUGUAA